AUUUCCUGGGAUUUCUUGUUUGUAAACAUUACUCAGCUUUUACUACUGUUAGAUAGAUCUAUUCUUUCUAGAUCUAGAGCUAGAAAUCUAGAUCUAUGUAUAUAUCUAGAUCUAGAUCUAUAGAAUCUUGAGUCUAAUGAAAUGGAAAACAUAAAUAAAGCUCCCACACAGAGAAGGCCUCUGUUGCUCACCCAAUUCAGCCAUCCUAAGUUAGUGGCAUCAGGUCAUGAUCUUCUGUUGGAACCUCCUCAGAUCUUUCAAGAAAGUUCCUUCAAAUUUCUUCAAAAGCUUUAUCCUUCAUAUUCUUUGGAAGACCUGCUUUCAGAAGAUGCUAUUGAAGUUAAUUUAGAUGAAGAUGAUUUUUGUGACAAAUAUGACCGUCACAAUGAAUACAUAGCUGUCAAUGAUUUCUCUCUAGAGCAUCUCCCUUCUCCCAUCAAACAUAUCGCUGUAUAUAUCUGGCUAAGGAAUGUAGCCCCAUUUGUUGUCAGGCUAAAACGAGAUGGAAAUGCUACAGGCCGUAUAUGUAUUUUGGACCAGGAGAAGAACAAAAGUAAAAUCUGUGAUGACGUUCACUGCCAGUUCUUGGAGAAGCUGGGAAGAAACCACAAUGUCUAUGGGGGCCUUGGAAUCAUUACUAACAAACAUGUGAUUAAAAGUGAUUGUGAUGCAGCCAUGACACGAGUGGAUUUUUUCUACAAUGAUGAGAAUUCACCUCCCAUAUAUACAGAACUGGGCAACUCCUUGCAAUUGUCUGACACAAGGUUUGAUUACUCUGUUUUCUCAUGUUAUGUUCAUGACAAACUGUUACUAGAGAUGGUCAAAGUAUUGGACAGUAAGAGAGAUUAUGCUUGGUUGAGGAUACCUCCUAGGAUACGAACAUUGACUCAACAGUACGCCAUAAUUAUCUCUCAUCCUCAUGGGAAGGCAAAGAAAAUCAGCAUCGGGAUGGUUAAAGAGACUGAAGUGAAAGGUAAAAAUGAAUUAGCAAACAUCAGCGCAUCUGCUCUUAGAGUAAUUUAUAACUUAUGUGAGAAGCAAGGUAGCGAGGGCCUGAAGAGAUUUCUAGCAUAUUAUAAUUUACAGAAACAGGAAUUACCAUUUAGAAUAACUUGGUACACCACUGCUACUUGUAAAGGAAGCUCAGGUGCCCCGGUAUACAUGGGAAAUAUUGUGACAGAAAAUGGGCAAGAGAAAAACUUGGCCCACACUCACAGAGGUGUUGAUAAAAACAAACAUUUAAAUGUGUGUUUCACUUGAUGAACAGAUAAAGAAACAUUUUUUUCUGCUGAAUGAACACAAAGUUGUUUUUAAAUAGAGACAUUUUUAAUAAGAUAAUCUCUAACAUUGGUGCUCAAACUAUGGCCAGCUGACAGUUCUAUCUAUCCCCUCAAAACUUCUACCAACAUUUCGUAAUGAAUCCACAGAGGCUCAGUUUUAUUGACAUUGUUGGGCUGAUACAGGCUGUGACAUCUAUGUUCAAAUUUACAUGGCAGGCUGAAAAAAUUAGGGUAACUGGUAACACAGGUCUUAAACUGCCAGGGAAAGAUGAAUAUAAAGGAAACUUAACAAAAUGCUUUUUUUUUAUCAGAGAUAUACCACUCAUUUAUUUGCAUAUAUAUACUCUAGUCUUUAUAAGGUAGAACACUGCCAUUGGUAUUUAUGAUGAAUUGAAUACUUUUUAGUUAAGAUAAGAUAAGAUAAUUUUUAUUGAUCCAAUCAAAUGGAAAUACAGUUUGACUACAAUUGACAACUUCAACACUUUUUAGUUAAAUCUUAACUAGACUUUCUGAUGUUCAAAUGACUUGUAUUUAUUUUUUAGUAUAGAAAACCUCCCUAUGCAGCUGUGGAAAAAUGCCUAUCAGAAAUACGUUAUUAUCGUAGGUCCAUUCUUCAUGUAAUUUUGCUCAAAUUAAGGAAAACUUGACAAUUAUAAAUGUCAAAACUUCACCAGUCCAUUACUACAGGUCUUUCAAAUCUGAUCAGUCCAUAAGUGCAUUAGCGAUUAUGUCAUAGAAGUGUAACUACGUCACUUGCUUGUCAUUUCAUAUGAAUAAGAUAACAUCAUGUGUUACGCCUGAGAUUGGCAGCUACAAUACAGUAUUUUGAAAUAAAUAAAUAUAACAUAUCUGUAGUUAGAAGAAUGACAAGUGUUAAAAAUGAGCCUCACCCAAUAAUCAUUUGAUUUUAUUAUCAUGAAGGAAACAAGAUUGACAGCUGUGCAUCAGAUCUUUACAAUUUCUAGAAAUGAAAUGAAGCUUAAACUAUAGAAAUACAUGAAAUAUAUUCACUGGCCAGUCAAAUUAUUUCCAACUGGACAGUCAAACAUUUCAAAUUGGACAGUCGACAUUUUAAACUGGUCAGUCAAACUUUUAAAACUGGACAGUCUAAAAUUUCAAUCUGGGGUGUACACUUGAAAAAUGAUUUUAAAAAAAUGAUUUAAUGAUCAAGGGAAAAUGUGUGUCUGUGUGUGUUCUUGUAACUAUAGCUGGUUCAUUAUGAUAGAGAUUCAAAACUUGUUUGAAUUUUUGUUUUUAUAAUAAUCAUCUAUAAGCUCAGUUUAGGAUAUUUUUUCUUAAACAAAAGUCUUAUUUUGUUUACGAUUUUAUUUUUAAUGUUCACAUGAGCAAAUCAGAGACAGUUAUGUGUACAUUUAAAAUGCUACAUGAAACACAAGACUUUCUUUUUCCUUAUAUUGACUAGACAUUUACUUCAUAGCUGCUAUGAUUCUUUGUUAAAAUAACUCUCAAAUUGUAUUCAAGAGUCAAAAACUGUUCUGCAGUUCUCACUUUUUAAAUAAACUGCUUCAAACUUCAGCCGAGGUGUUUAUUUUCUUGAAAGCUCCAGACAUAACCAAACUUUAUUCUUAUAGUGUCUGGUCAUUAAACCAAAGCAUCUAUUUUUUUCUUUCUAAUACAAAUCAACAGUAAAUUUAAAUAAAUUUAAAAUAAUUAUCCUAAACAAAUGAAAAGUUUUUGUCAUUAGCACACAACAAAAAGUUAUAUUUACCAUUUUGGUGAGAGGGAAGUUUUGAAAAAAAAAUGCUUCCAUUCAUUUACAUGCGUUUUACUUUAAAGGUUUCUGUGAUUGAUUUUUUUGUUUUUAACUCUUGGCCAUAAAGUGAAUUUCUCUUUUUUGAUUAUUUCAAUAUUUUUUUUAUUUUUAUAAUAUAAGCUUACUUUAUCACUAUCAAUAGUUUGUUGUAUAAUUAUUUCUUGUAUUUUUUUUUUUAUUUGCUAUUAUUGUUAUUCACACAUAUUUGAAAAUCAGUCAUGGAUAGAAGCCAUUAAUAUCAAGGUCAGACAUUGAACUUGCUGAAAGAAAUUGUUUACUUUUUAUUGUACAAAUAUAUUUUUGUAUUCAAUUUUUGACUCAAACUUUUUAAUUAGUUCAGUAGAAAUGUUGGUCUCUCAUUUCAUUUCUUUUUAAAGUGAUGUCGAAUGAAGUUUAAUCAUUGUCACAUACAUUUAAUGUUGAAGUUUUGUUUAUGGGCUUUAUCAUUUCUAUUGAUGAAUUUAUUGGGCUUAAACAUUCAUCUUUUGUUAUUUUGUAUGCAUACAUCUCUUGCAUUCAUAUUUUGUAUGCAUACAUAUCUUGUAUUGAUAUUUUCUAUAUUUUGUUAUUUUUCAUUUGAGAAUUUCAUGUGGAAUAUCAUUUUAAAAGAUCAUUAACUAUAUAUAUAAUAUUAAUUGCCAACUCAAAUAUAUACAUUAAUGAUUCUGAUAAAGAUGACUAUUGGAAUAAAUUUUUGAACUUUCUCUUUAAAUGAAAUAUGUAAACAAUGGGAUUAUCAUAUGGCCUUUUAUAAUAUUUAUUUUUAUGUUUUUCUUUAUAAGAUGAACUCUAAAAAAGGUAGAAAUGGCAGGCAAGGUGAAAAAAACACAUAAUUUUCAUUUGUUUAAAAUGGAUAACAUACGACAGAAAAAUAAACGAACACGUAAAAAAAAAUUUUUUUAAUGUUCUCAUUAAAUUAUUUAGUGUCAGCCAAAAAUAAACUUAUUAAAAAAAGAUGACCAAUGUUAUGUCCCUGUACAUUAAGAAAUUGACCAGACUAUGUUCUGCAAAUAUUAAUUCUUUAUUAAGACCCAUCUUUGUUGUCACUUUCCCAUGUUUCUCUAAAAAUGUAGGCCAUAGCGGUGCUAUUCUAUACAUGACUCAAAAGUUUGGAACAGGCUGUGCCUUGAGUUUAGACAAACCACAUAGUUACUAUUGUCAUGAACAAUACAUUUUUGUUGACAAUUUAAUCCGAUGAAGUAAUACAGUAAUAAUGUUCUAUGCAUGUAAAUACUGUUAGUAUUUUUAAAAAUGUUGGUUUAUGUUAAAAGCUACUUAUGUUUUCUGUGUGUUUGCAAAUAGUGCUAUUUUUUUCUUUUAUUCUAUACAUUUUGGGAUAAUUAAAGCUAUUUACUUUCACUUACUCAGUAAUUUCAUCUUACUGUGAUGAAAAAUGUGGGAUCCAUUUCUGAAUUGAGAUGGCAGAUUUAUUUAUUGAUACCAUCCUAUUUUUAAUUUAUCAAUCUAGGUGCUACACAUCUAUACCAUACGACUUUUUAAAAUUUGCUAUGGCCAGUAGGUCAUGAAAUUUAUCAUUGACAUUGCUGAGGUUAUCACACACAUCUUCAAUUAUGGUUAGGAUUUUAAUUAGAAACAAAUUAAGACUUUAUAGAUCCUGGUAGGGAUUGGAUAUGAUUACAUAAGCUUUUUUCUAUUAAAAUUGCACAUUUCAUACAAAAAAACAACAACAAGAAGAGAACAUAUAAUUUACUUACAAAUUAAUUUAGAGACUAAAACACAUAGACAUCUUGCUAGUUUUUGAUGCUUCUUUCAACAAGUCUGUCCAUGUGAUGCAAUAAGCCUCAUUGAGAUGAUUAUAUUAUAUAUUUAAGAUUUUAAAUGAACGUUUAGUUUAUUCAAUGUUUGGCAUUUCUUUUAUGUCAGCUGAUUGACUUAAAUAUUUAACUUUAAAAAAAAAAUGUAAAGGGAGAGAACAAACUUUUUUCUACCAGUUAAACAAUGUUCUUUGCAAUGCAUCAGUAGAUACUGUAGGUGAGAAAAGUCACACAAUGAUAUUUAUUUGAAAGAUUUAUCUCUACAGUUGACAUUAUUGUCAACCGUUAGGUUCAGCUGAGAUGUUUUAAAAAUCUUUCUUUUUUAGUUGCUUUUAGUUUUAAAAUUAAUUUUUUAUUAGUUUUACAAAACAGACUAUUCUAACAGACUUUCUCAAGCUUUUUUCAUCUGUUGAAAGCUUUCAGUAUUGAGUAGGACAAAAUAAAAAUUAAAGAUAUAAAUAAAUGUAUAAUGUUAAUUUCAUUAAUUUAAUUUUUUUUUUCAUUCACUAUAAGGCAAUGCUAAAAAAAAUACAAAACUUUUUUUCUCAGAAAGAAUGGAUGUAUCACUCUAGUUACAUUUUAAUCACAUUAAGUUUAAUUUGACCAAUCUCAGUUCAGUUUAUGCAAAAUUUUUACACAUUUAUUUGCUCACCAAAAGGUUUGCUUCAUUUGUUCUGUUUGGGAAUGGUUCGAGUGAAGUAAAAAUGUUCAAACUAGUAUUUCUGUGAUGUUAGUUUGAGUGCAAGUUUCAGACUUGGUCAUGUGCAACAUCUUUUAGUUUUACUUUAGACUAUGACCCACCUGACCACAUGUGACAAGCAUCCAGUGGGUCAACAUCUAGUCUGUAAACCUUUCUGCUGUCUUUUUUUAAGUUAAAAACAUAAUUUUUUAGUAUGUCCACACUAUUUUUUUUUGCUCAGAAUAAUCCAACUGCUUGUAAUAAUCAAAAUUAGGUUAAGAUGACAGAAAAGUAAUUUUUUGAUUUCAGCUAAAUCUGUUUUCGUACAUCUUUUGGUUAACAUAAUCCUGAUGCCUAAAUCAUUUGUGAUCAUCUGAUGCUUCCUUAUGGCUGUAAAGAAUGAAAAGUCAUUGGUUUGCUCUUCGAGUUAUGAAAGUGUUUGGACAGUAUGAAUAAAUUAAACUGUAUUUAGUUUUAUGGUAGUACUAUACUUUUAAAACAAUGAAGUUCUUCUUCUCUUCCUCUCUCCCAUUGCUUUAUGGCAGGAAACAGAGCAUGCUUUCCACUGCUGAAUACCUCAACUCUAUGCCUUUUGCUCAGUUCUAAUAUCUCCCAGGAUAAUCUUAUGCCAAACUGUAAAGAAUAAUCUUGUGCCAAACAUAUCAUUAGUAUUUGUUUUAUGUUUCUUCAUCCUUUUUUUUUAUUGACCUGCAGGAAUAGUUUCUUUUCACAGCCAUAUUAUAAAACUUUUUCAAUUUGGUUUGGUUUCAAAUAUUUGUUGGUGAGAUGAGAAAAUUGAAUAACUUUGCAAUAUCGGUGACAGAAAAACAACAACCUAACCCUCUUUUUGAGACCCCAAUUCAAACAAUUUAUAUUUGAAGGAAAGAAGAGUAAACCCAUAACUGUUAUUUUUUGGGGUUGCUGCUCAGGUAGGAAUUAAUUAUGUGGUUGUAAUUGUAUAAUGUCAAGUAGAUACUUAGGGUUCGUCCCAUCCCUAUUGGCAAUUUCAUAAAAGAUUUGAACCCUAGGAAUCAGUUCAACAGUGAAGUCUUGUACUAUGUUACACUUGGGUUUUUAUUUUGAAAAGUGCUACAACUUAAAAAUACAUUUAUAUAUAUCACUUUUCUUAAAUGUUUUCAUAUUGUCAAUUUCAUAUUGUUGAUUUUUAUUUUAAGUUUUUUGUUUGACAAGUCUUUUGAAAUGCAGCAAAAUACUCCAAGUAUUGUAAAGAAUUUUAGUAUUUGUGUGAUGGUUAGUACCGGUACUGCUAGAUUUAUGGUGUGUGGUGGCAGAAGGUUAAUUUUGUUUUUGGCUCCAUUCAGGGGUCUCAAAUCAUCUUGAAGGUCAAGACUUUUAGAUUAGGAUUUGAAGUAACUUUAAUGAUGUUAAGGCAUCAGCUGCUGAUAAUGCUUGCUUGAUUCUUAUUUAUAAGUAUUGACCACAGAAACAUGAAAACUUCGCAUCACUUGAUUCUUGGAGCAACAAUUCAUAAAGCUAAAUGUAUUUCUGUUAGAACUCUGUCAUUUUCAAACUUCAAAGGAAUUUAAACUGUUGUCUUUUCAUUCUUUUCAUGUCAUUCACUUAUUCUAAUUAGAUUGUCAGAAGUUAGAGACUAGUUGUUUAUUGAGUGCCCUUUUUUUGUUUGUUUGUAGUGGUAUUAUUCACAGUGCAACUAUCUUAGUGCCAUUAUGACAUUCACAACUGCUGGGAAUAUUAUUUGCAUGUUAUAUAUAGUUCAGUGUGUUACUGUAUUUUAAUACCCACUUGAGAGUCUACACUAAUUUUGUUUUUGCUUACAAUUUAUAUUUUGUAUGUUAAAUAUUCAAUGUUUUAGUAAAAACUUUAAAAAUAAACCACCAAAUGUUUUUGUUCACAAAAAUUAAAUGUCAUUAUAUCGUGUUUGAUUAAUGAGUGCUUUAUUAAAAAAAAAGUUAUUUAAUUUGAUGACACCAUUUUAUAUUGAUACAUUUAAAUGAAGGGAUUAAAUUCACAUUCUUUUUGGAUGAAUACUCUGUUUAACUGGUCAAAAAAUUUUGCUCAUCACUUGUUUAACUCAUGCGAAAUGGUUGGAAUUUAAACGCAUUUUUGUUUUCUUUGAGAGAUGCAAUCAAUGUGACUCUGAAUUGAGAGAUUGUUUCUGUGUGAAAAUCCCUUGAACAUUUGUUUUGAUCAUCAGUUUCUAUUCAAAAUGUCCAUGUCACUUUGCUCACAAUGUUUUUAUUACAAUUUUUUGUUCACAAGUCUGUUUGUUGAAUUAACAAGUUAAAUGUUUCUUUUUUCGUUUCAAAUAAAAAUAUGGUCUGUCUGUGGGUUACAUUCAAACAUAUAUAUUGACGUGAUCAAAUAGUUUCUUUCUAGUGUAGUACAUCUGUGUAGUGUGUAUGAGUUGAACGAACUGGACACAGAUUGCAAAGUGAAAACUUCAGUGAAGACUUCUGUAAAAAUUUCAUUUCUCCAGUUUAAUACACCAACAUCAAAUUUGUUUGUGAGUCCUAAUGAAAUGUGUUAAGUAAUUGUGUUAAUCAAAACAAAAUAAAAUUGUUCAACAAAAGACGUGAA
This is a messenger RNA of Biomphalaria glabrata, 8067 nucleotides long. RefSeq lists its product as uncharacterized. Bases 142 to 1260 code for a protein of 372 amino acids. The transcript has 3 exons. The record is from RefSeq and is a predicted model, not a curated record. NCBI's taxonomy places the organism in Eukaryota, Metazoa, Mollusca, Gastropoda, Planorbidae.